Messenger RNA from Caretta caretta (loggerhead turtle), 2099 nucleotides. RefSeq names its product sodium-dependent lysophosphatidylcholine symporter 1. The record is from RefSeq and is a predicted model, not a curated record. Gene Ontology annotation, molecular function: symporter activity. Gene Ontology annotation, biological process: carbohydrate transport. Lineage: Eukaryota; Metazoa; Chordata; Testudines; Cheloniidae. Gene Ontology annotation, cellular component: plasma membrane.
UCUGCCCGCGGCGGUGAGGCCGCUCAGCCCCUGGGUCGUGUUACACCCCUGGGGGCCGGUGCGCUUCUCGGGGCUGGUUUCCCCCGCCUGGGAGCUCGGCUCGCAGUAGGGUUGAUCCUUGCUCCCUGCGCCGGGAAGGGAGGCCGCGUGUUUGUGAACAUGCUCCCAGAGAGCCCGGGGAGUGCGGGAGACCGGCCCGGAGCGAGUUCGAGACACAGCGAGACGCAGCCGGCACCACUGUUGUUCUGCAGGAAGCUCUGUUACGCCAUAGGGGGUGCUCCAUACCAGCUGACAGGAAAUGCCCUCGGGUUCUUCCUCCAGAUCUUCCUACUGGACGUUGUGCAAUUGGAACCGUUCCAUUCCUCUCUGAUCCUUUUCCUUGGGCGAGCCUGGGAUGCAGUUACAGACCCCGCUGUCGGCUUCCUGGUCAGCAAGAGCCCCAGAAGGAAGCUUGGCAAGCUGAUCCCCUGGAUUGUCUGCUCCACGCCGUUCGGGGUGGUCUUCUACUGCAUGGUCUGGUCCACCCCCUCCGACGCCAUGCCGGUCUCCCUCAAGUUCCUUUGGUACCUGGCCAUGUACUGCUUCUUCCAGACGAGCAUGAGUUGCUAUCAUGUGCCGUAUUCCUCCCUGACCAUGUUCCUGGGAGGGAAUCCGCGAGACCGGGACUCAGCCACCGCCUACAGAAUGGGGGUGGAGGUGUUCAGCACGCUGGUCGGCUCGGGUAUCCAGGGGCAGAUAGUCGGCGGGUACCACGCCAGCAUGAUGAAAAGCUGCAGCAUGCCCAAUGGGACUCUGUACAACAGCACCUCCCCGGGGCUCACUGACACCUUGGAGAACACGCGCAGGGCGUACGUGAUCGCCUCCAUGGUCCUGGGCUCGCUCUACUGCAUGGCCUGCCUGAUUCUCUUCCUUGGAGUGAAGGAGCAGCCCGGGCCCCUCAGUCCCUUGGGAAAGACCCAGCUGCCCUUCUUUCACAGCCUGCGAAUAAUCCUGGGACACCAGCCCUAUGUCCAGCUGCUCUGUGGCUUCCUCUUCAUGUCCCUGGCCUUCCAGAUCGCUCAGGGGAUCUUUGCCUUUUUCUGCACACACGCUGCUGGGCUGGCUGGGAGGUUCCAGCACUUGGUGCUCAUCAUGCUGGUCGUGGCUUCCCUCUCCAUUCCCUUCUGGCAGUGGUUUCUGGUGCAUUUUGGGAAAAAACCAGCUGUGUUCGUGGGCCUACCAUUAAUUAUCCCUGCCCUCAUCGUUAUCACCCUAGUGAGCCACAACUUCCUGGUCUUCGUCUUCAUGGUGGUAUUAGCGGGAUGCAGCCUGGCUGUCCUCUACUUGUUACCCUGGUCCAUGCUACCGGACGCAGUGGAUGAUUUCAGGCUGAAGAAUCCGAACUGUCUAAACCUGGAAGCUUUUUUCUACUCGUUCUAUGUUUUCUUCAACAAGUUUGCAGGAGGACUCUCCUUGGGGAUAUCAACAAUGAGCCUACAUUUUGCAGGUUACAGAGCCAGUGACUGCACACACAACCCCUCUGUCAUCCUCACGCUGCGGAUACUCAUGGCCCCUGUCCCAAUAACCCUGCUGCUCAUUGCCAUGGCCAUAUUCUGCUUCUACCCCAUCGACGAGGAGAGGAGAAAACAGAUGAGGGUGGAGAUGGAGGCAGCUGGUCAUUGGGUAAAGAAUGAAAACCCAGGAUAAACUAAACCUUGUGCCAAUCUCGGGAAAUUCACUUGGAAAGAAUCCAGUAUUGCUACAUGUCCAUGAGGAUACAUCAGUGUAAUUUAAAGGCUCAGCUGCUUGUUGUUGCCGAUUUUCCCCAUCUCAAAGGACACAGCUCUGCGAGACCAGCCCUGCAGUGCUUCUGCAGGGAGGCCAGCAGAGUUGGUGGGACCCACAGCACUGCAUUCUGCAUGGCUUAGCUUUUGCUUUUCUGGCUGCUCUGGGACUCUCAAAACAGGACCAAAGGGUGGGGGAGAUAGUUUCUCUUUGGAAGAUCACGAUCAUUAGUACUGAGAGCUAAGUUUUGGGGAAAAUACAAUAUUUUUAGGAAGGGUAUUGUAUGCAUAAUAUAUUUCUAGGUCAUCAGACUGGCAAGAUGAAGUCUCCUAGAC